CCUGCCGCCCAUCGUCGCCCCGCCCACCGUGCUCACCUCAGGGAGGCCGCGGGCAAAAUGGCGGCGGUUGGGGGCUGCUGAGGAGCUCAGCUGUGAGGCUUUGGACAGAGGUGGGAGCAGCCCCACCCCCACCCCCAAGGCUGCAAAAUGUCUUCCCAUCAUCCUGACAUCACCGCAGCACUGCAGGACAACCAGAAUGUGCUGCUGGAGGAGACACAAAGUGACCCUGCCUGCUGCCCUGCGCCUGGUGGGGAAAAAGCCCAAGGAGGGAGCCCACGGAUGGAGUCACAAGGUGCAGCAGUGCUGGACAGACAGGCAUCAUCCCGUUACUUUGCUGCCCUGGACUCCAGCGUGGGAGAUCUGCGACAGCGGGCACAGGGCCUGAUAGACAGACUGAACGACAGCCGCAAGGAGGACCACACCGUGAUGAGCAGCUUCCGCGACAGCCUGCAGCUGAAGGUGUCCAACCUGGCCGAGCAGCUGGAGGAGCGGCUCUUCCAGCUCUACAGUCUUCACAACGAGCUGAUCCAGGAAAGGCUGCAGGAGCUGGCAGAGGUGAUGGAGCGUGUCCGGCAGGCCGAGGACGAGCUGCAGCAGGUCUGCCACACCGUGGAGGCAGCCUACAGGGACCUGUGCCUGCAGCCCGAAACGUGAGCACGGCCCCCGAGCCCACAGAGAGCCCUCAGACCUCACAGGGAGCCCCCAGACCCCUCCAUGGGGAGCACCUGGGUGCAGCCCUCCUGCCGGCAGGCAUUCCCAAUACACUGGGCUGGCUGCUCCCCUAUGAACAGAGAAACGGGGAUAUCAGCCAAAAAUUGCCUUUCCCACAGGGUGUUGGUGUUUGGUUUUUAACGCGAUUAAAAUAAAAGAUCAAAAAACGACUGAAUGGCCAAAUGUGUGGGCUUUGGCACUGACAGC
This is a messenger RNA of Phasianus colchicus (ring-necked pheasant), 918 nucleotides long. It is a transcript of the gene SYCE2, whose product is annotated as synaptonemal complex central element protein 2. Gene Ontology annotation, cellular component: central element. The record is from RefSeq and is a predicted model, not a curated record. Gene Ontology annotation, biological process: synaptonemal complex assembly. NCBI's taxonomy places the organism in Eukaryota, Metazoa, Chordata, Aves, Galliformes, Phasianidae.